AUGGACUUUGAAUUCCUGAUUCCAGAAGUCGCACGAUUGCGGGUCCACAUUUCCCAACGCAGCAACUUCAAGUACGUUAAGACCGUGAUAGACCAUUUUGACGAGCGGCAACGCGAGGACUUUCGCAACUUUCCCCUUGGGUAUCUGGCUGAUGUUCCAGACAUUCAAUUCUCUGUCCAACUAAUCCAACAGCUAGUGUUUAGAAUAGUCUACACAGAAAAGUACGCUGCUGUGACGGGGUUAAGAUGCGGUUUAUUCCCGAAGGGGGACGAUUUCGAUCGGUUGAUUGAGAGGAAAAUGUUGAAAGAAAGGUACUUUAAGUCCAAUGAUAAGAUAUCAUUGGCACAACUACAGUCUAAUGUUGCUCGACCAUCGACAACCCGUGUUGAUUGCUACAAGCUAGGGCUGGUUCUAAAUGUCGAGGAAGUUUUCAAUGCUCCGGAUAAUAAUGUCAGUAUCCAUUUGCCGACACUAUCAAUGAUCGACGACCUGAACUUCUCUUUUUCCUACCCUUGGGGUAGAGUUGGAUAUAGGCAAUUAUUGCACGGGUUUCGUAGUAGCUUUGCAAGAAAAUUCCAAAAGGCCAAGAGGAGGAAGGAGAAAGAGAUUACAUGCACGGUGCACGGCUUCCCCCAUUGCCAUACAGGUUUGGGCGUACGAGGUGAUUCCGGAGAUUGGGGAACACUUCAGUCAGUGAGUCGGUGA
Olea europaea var. sylvestris is the source of this 705-nucleotide messenger RNA. RefSeq lists its product as uncharacterized. The coding region runs from base 1 to 705 and encodes 234 amino acids. The record is from RefSeq and is a predicted model, not a curated record. The transcript is spliced from 3 exons. Lineage: Eukaryota; Viridiplantae; Streptophyta; Magnoliopsida; Lamiales; Oleaceae.